AUGAUGAAAAGAGGAAUUGAAUCAGACAGAAACCAGGACUGUACAGUAUAUGUCGGUAACUUGGAUGAAAAAGUCCAUGAUGGAUUACUAUACGAACUUUUCAUACAGAUUGCACCAAUUAAAAACAUACAUCUUCCAAAAGAUAGAAUAUUAAGAACUCAUCAAGGUUAUGGAUUUGUUGAGUUUAAAAAUGUAAAAGAUACAGAAUAUGCAGAAAAAAUCAUGAAUGGUAUAAAAUUGUAUGGAAAAAACUUAAGAGUUAAUAGAGCUUCGAAUAAUGCUUCAAAUAAUGAUAAAUUAGAUACUGGUGCUACAUUAUUUAUAAAGAAUUUAGAUGAUUUGGUAGAUGAAAACCUAUUACAAACUAUUUUUAAACAAUUUGGUGUUUUUUUCAAACCACCAGUGAUAUCAAGAGAUGAACAAGGAAAUUCAAAACAUCAUGGAUUCAUAUAUUAUAAAACUUUUAAAGAUUCUGAUAAUGCUAUAGCUAAAAUGAAUAAUCAAAUGAUUUUAAAUAAAAAAGUUCAAAUUGAUUAUGCAUUGAAAAAGAAGAAUGGUAAAGCUGUAAAACAUGGUGAUCAAGUAGAAAGAUUAUUAUUGAAUGAAGCGGAAAAGAAUAAUUACAAUAUAUAA
Molecule: messenger RNA, 633 nt
Organism: Hansenula ciferrii
Lineage: Eukaryota; Fungi; Ascomycota; Saccharomycetes; Phaffomycetales; Wickerhamomycetaceae
Gene: HSH49
Product: U2 snRNP complex subunit HSH49
Exons: 1
Coding region: 1-633 (210 amino acids)
Biological process (GO): positive regulation of mRNA splicing, via spliceosome
Cellular component (GO): U12-type spliceosomal complex; nucleolus
Molecular function (GO): RNA binding
Source: RefSeq, a predicted model, not a curated record